AUGAAGCUGAAGUAUCUUUCAUCCUCUGUCAUCAGCACCUUCAUGAACAUCGAUAAAACCCUCUUCAAAAAUCAGGAACAGAUCCCUGAUCAGAAAAUCGUGACCACGCCAUACGGAGGACGUCUGGUGGUCACCAUGCCCCAUGGAAACAGUAUCAUGGUUCACUUCAAGGACAAAGAACUCAUCCGCCACAAGAAAAGAUGGUCUCAGGUAAUGUACUUGUACUAUCUGCUGGGCUGGAAAGUUUCAACCAAGUAUUUUGAAAGGUGGGGGAAAGGAGGCAGCGAGGGCAUGGGUGAGCGGAAUAAAGAUGCAUACAUUACAAUAUAA
Etheostoma spectabile (orangethroat darter) is the source of this 330-nucleotide messenger RNA. RefSeq names its product chitin synthase chs-2-like. The transcript is spliced from 3 exons. Gene Ontology annotation, cellular component: cell septum; cell periphery. NCBI's taxonomy places the organism in Eukaryota, Metazoa, Chordata, Actinopteri, Perciformes, Percidae. Gene Ontology annotation, biological process: chitin biosynthetic process. Gene Ontology annotation, molecular function: chitin synthase activity. The coding region runs from base 1 to 330 and encodes 109 amino acids. The record is from RefSeq and is a predicted model, not a curated record.